UCGCAAGAUUUAAUAUGGUUCAUCACAGAGAUAAUAAAAGCUUAUGUUUAGAAUUUAUGAAGUUCCUACAUUUUUAUAUAAAAAACAAAAUCAUAUUAUUGCAGAAAAAAAUUAUAUUACAAUUAAUAAUAAUUUUUACUAUAUUAUUUACCUUAUUAAUAACUUUGGAAAAGCCAUGGCAUAAUUUAAAUGAAGAAAAUAAUGAAGUAGAAGCAUAUAGCAUUGCGAAAGAUAUACAGCAAUAUACAGAACAAUAUGAUUCAAAGCUUGAAAAUAUUGUUAGUAAUUUAGAUAUAGUUUUAUCAUCUACAGAAGUGACUAAUAAAAGGAUAGAAUUAAAUAGAAGAAGACAAAGAAUAAAGAGUAUGUGUAAAAAUUAUACUGAUAAAGAGUUACAGCUAAAUAAAAAUUUUCCUAAUAUAAUUAUUGAUACAAAACAUGGUAUAUCAUGGUGUCCUAUAUAUAAGGUGGGUAGUUCAACCUGGAUGAAGAAUUUUGCAAUACUUGCAGGUAUCUUAACAGAUACAACCAUGAAUUUAAUUCAUCAAAAUGCAAUUCAAAUGAAUACUAUUGUUAAACAAGCAUUUCCUUCCGAUUUAAAUCUAAAUAAAACACUUAAGAAAUUACACGCUACUAAAAAAUUUUUAAUUGUACGACAUCCUUUCGAGCGUCUCUUGUCUGCAUAUAGAGAUAAGUUGGAGCAUAUAAAUGGAAGGGAAUAUUAUUAUAAACGAUUUGGACGGCACAUUACACAUAAAUAUCGGAAACACAAAAAUUCAACUAGAAUCAAACUGGAACCAACAUUUGAAGAAUUCUUAGAAUUUAUUGUAAAUGAAAAGUAUUUUGAUGAACAUUGGGCUCCAUAUUAUGAUACUUGCAAACCAUGUAUGAUUCAUUAUGAUUAUAUUCUUAAAUUUGAAACUUUUCAAGAAGAUCAUCGCUUUUUCAUGCAAGAGACUGGAUUAAAAUACUAUUUAUACAAAAGGAGUGGUUUUAAAAAUAUAAAUCCAUACGGUCGUACGACCAGCAAUUUAUUGAGAAAAUAUUUAGAAGAUAUACCAAAAUUACUUCUUCAGAAAAUAUAUAAAAUUUAUGAAAAAGAUUUUAAAUUAUUUUCUUAUUCUCUAGAUUUAUAUUAAAUUAUAUUAAAUAUAUAUAAGGAUUAAUAUUUUUUUUUUAAUAAAUUAUACUCGACAAACUUACUUGUCCA
Messenger RNA from Vespula pensylvanica (western yellowjacket), 1210 nucleotides. RefSeq names its product carbohydrate sulfotransferase 11-like. Bases 15 to 1139 code for a protein of 374 amino acids. Gene Ontology annotation, biological process: carbohydrate biosynthetic process. The transcript has 4 exons. Gene Ontology annotation, cellular component: membrane. The record is from RefSeq and is a predicted model, not a curated record. Lineage: Eukaryota; Metazoa; Arthropoda; Insecta; Hymenoptera; Vespidae. Gene Ontology annotation, molecular function: sulfotransferase activity.